Messenger RNA from Conger conger (European conger), 951 nucleotides. RefSeq lists its product as uncharacterized. Lineage: Eukaryota; Metazoa; Chordata; Actinopteri; Anguilliformes; Congridae. Gene Ontology annotation, biological process: defense response. The transcript has 9 exons. Gene Ontology annotation, cellular component: extracellular region. The record is from RefSeq and is a predicted model, not a curated record. Gene Ontology annotation, molecular function: cytokine receptor binding. The coding region runs from base 1 to 951 and encodes 316 amino acids.
AUGCACCUAAAGGCCGUUGGGAUGUACUGCACUCUGACGCUCUUGAGCUGGAGCUUUGCUCAAGGGUGCACCUGGAUGCAGCCUCGAGAAAAAGGCUCUCAAAGCAAUUUCAAAGUGAUCAGCUAUCACUCCAUACAACUGCUUGAACAGAUGGGCGAUGGAAAUACACAACGAAAAACCAGUGCUCAAGUCCUGAACAGGCUCUACGAACAUUCUGAAAAUAUGCAGGCUGAAGAACGCGUCUUCUUCAUCCACGAAGUCAUAAACAAUAUAAAAGAGCUCUUUAUUAAUGGCAAAUGUGACACUGUUACUUGGGACAAAAAAAACUUUCAGAUGUUCCAACUCAACCUCGAUCGUCAGGCUUCGGAGCUGAAACAAUGCAUAAGGACACCCAAGUCCCGGGGAUCUCACGCAAGUUCGUUUAAGAAAAUAAAAACAUAUUUCAAGAGAAUGCUCCUGGAAAGCAAGAACUACAGCACUGAUGACUGGGAGGCAGUCAGAGCCGAAGUCCUCACACAUUUACGAAGACUUGAUAUCCUGGCCAGCAUGGAAAAAGAGUUCUGGAGAUCUCUUAAGGCAGAGCUUCAGUUAUCAGAACUUUUGUUACAUUUGGGCUCAGAGGCGACCCUGCUGGGCGAUGGAAAUACACAACGAAAAACCAGUGCUCAAGUCCUGAACAGGCUCUACGAACAUUCUGAAAAUAUGCAGGCUGAAGAACGCGUCUUCUUCAUCCACGAAGUCAUAAACAAUAUAAAAGAGCUCUUUAUUAAUGGCAAAUGUGACUCUGUUACUUGGGACCAAAAAAACUUUCAGAUGUUCCAACUCAACCUCGAUCGUCAGGCUUCGGAGCUGAAACAAUGCAACUACAGCACUGAUGACUGGGAGGCAGUCAGAGCCGAAGUCCUCACACAUUUACGAAGACUUGAUAUCCUGGCCAGCAUGGAAAAAUAG